AGGCACCUGAGCUGGGGGAGGAGGAAUCCCAGCAGAAGGAAUAUAGGAAACAGAAAUGAUUUUCUUAAAAAAUUGAGGAAAUUAUUUACAGAAGCAAAGAUGUGUAUGGGUCUUUAAGAACUAACAUUCUGUCUAUUAAUUUAAAAUUUGAAAAGAGUAUACAUCUCUUGGAAGAUGAGUAGUGAUCAUGACCUGGACAAGAACAGAUGUUUUGUGCCACGAGUUACUAUCUCUGAACAGACCAGCAGGAAAAUGAGAGACUAACACACCCAGUAGGCAAACAGGGUGGCCCCGGGUGUUUGUUCAGGCUGUAUAUAUGCUUAGCUGCACUGAGUCAGCUGUCGAUUAGCAACCCGUGAGCCUAGAAACAGGGACUUCACUCCCGAGCCGCAUCGGGGUUCACAUGUUUGAUUGUUGGGAGCUGUGUUGACGGGGUGCAGACAAAAUGGGGCAGAAACCCUCGCAACAGCUGGCCCAGCAGGACGGCAAGGAGGCGCCCUGCGUCUGUGACGUGGUCAGUGAAGCCGUGGUCCAUGCUGCCCGGAAACUGCAGGAGUACCUGGGAUUUGAAUAUCCACUGAGUAAGCUCUGCCCGGCCGUGGACACCCUGAAUGAGAUCUUCUUAAUCCACUUCAUCACCUUCUGCCAGGAGCACGGAGUUGGGGAGUGGCUUACCACCAGCAAGAUGACCAAGCACCAAGCCCUGCUGUUUGGGGCCGACUGGAUCUGGACCUUCUGGGGAUCCGAUAAGCAGGUGAAGCUUCAGCUGGCCGUGCAGACGCUGCACAUGGCCUCCCUUCCUCUGCUGGAGCCCCCGCUCUGCGACCUCUCCCACCCAGAGCCAACGCCCGAGGAGUCCCUGGGGAAGACAAACCGCUUUCAGAAGCUGCAUGAGUUCUGUACGUUGAUAGGGGAGGAUUGUCUGGGCCUCUUUCUUGUCUUUGGUGUCCCUGGGAAGCCACAGGAUGUCAGAGGGGUGAUCCUGGACAGUGUCACGAGUGAGAUGGCCGGGAGCCACCUGCCGGGCCGGGAGGCUGUGAUCCGGUUCGUCCUGGACACAGAAGAGUGUGUCCCCAUCAGACAGCUGCUUGGGAGCUGCCUGAGUACGAAAGACGGGCUGAGAGAGGUGGGCAAGGCUUACGUCAGCAUCCUCUGAAUGGUGUGUGUGCGACAGACCUGGCCUGGCGGGUGGAAAGAGGCGUGCAUUGUGUUCUAAGAAGCUCAUCGGUGGGUGGCAUUCUGGCAUGGGACCUUUUUAUUUUUACCCUCUCUCAUGGACAGUGGUUAUCUGGGCCACAGCAUGUCAUAGUUUGUGAAGAGAAAAGAACCCUGGCCGCAUUUCAGGAAGAUUGCUAAUUUAAUCUUUCACUCAGGUGUUCCAUAAGAAAGUGGAAGGAGAGGAUAAUAAAGUUAUGUUGAAAGUUUGAUUUGAAAAGAAAAAAAAAAACUCUGUCCUUCUUGGAAAUGGUUAAGUCUAGCACUAAAAAGUGUGAAAUGUGUUUUCACUGCUGUUGGUGGAAAGUGAGCAGGGACAGUGGUAGGAGAGGCUACAGAGUGGGUUUCGUUCCAUUGAUGAUGCCACUUUAUUUUAUUUUAUUUGAAAGAGUUAGAGAAAGAUCUUCCACCCACUGGAACACUCCCCAGACACCUGCAACAGCCAGGAGCCAGAAGCUUCUUCCAGGUCUCCCACGUGGGUAGCAGGGGCCCAAACACUUGGGCCGUCUUCCACUGCUUUUCCCAGGCCACCAGCAGCGAGCUGGAUUGGAAGUGGAGCAGCCGGAACAUGAACUGGCACCCAUGUGAGAUGCUGGCAUCACAUGCAGAGGCUUUACCUGCUGCACCACAACACAAGCCAAAGAUACCACUUUCCACUCCGGACUUCUCAGUGAGCUUCGCACCACUCUUUCCCUCUAACUCUCCCUCGCUCCUGCCUCCUCCCAUGUUGCUUUCUCUGCAAAGAUGAGACAUUGGUGGCAUUUACUUGGGAAUCCACUUGUGUCAGUCACCCAGAAAACAACUGCUUGUAGCAAUAGUUGGUGUUCAUUUAGCAUCUGUAAUAUUCACACAUAAUGACCGUUUUUGCUUAAAAACCUGUGUGGAAUUUAGCAGUUCAAAGAGGAAUCACCAGUAUUUCUUAAACUGCUAUGGCAGGCCAUGGGCUUCCCGUGUACGACCAUGGCUUAUGUAUCCCUCCAAAACUUGAAGAGGUGUUUGUUUCUUCUUGACCCAGCAGAGAGGCUAAAUCAUUCCUAAGACAAUUACGUGGCUUGUAACCAAAAGCGGGGUCUGUCCAGUUACAAAGCCCAUCUCUUUUCUUGGGUCACUUAGAGAAAAUUGACACUAAGCUACUGUAGUUACUGAGACGGCAGAGCUGUGCACCUGCCAAGGAUCGGGCUGGUUGCUGUUGCUUGUUCUUUCACGUCUUGGCCUUAGUCUGCUGUUGAAUCUUGAUUCAUAGAGGUGCAGCUGUUUGAAAACAUGGGCCAAAUCUAAAAUGCACCCAAACUCUUAAAUCACUUGUUGGGGCAUGUGGUGCAGUGGUUAAGCCGCUGCUUGGGACACCUUUGUCGCUGUGUCAGAACCUGCCUUUGAUUCCUGGCUCAGCUCACCGCUGUUGCACACCCUGGGAGGCAACAGGUGAUGGCCCAAGGAGCUGCAUGUCUGCCAGCCAGGUGGGAGACUUCGAUGGGAUUCCUGGCUCCUGCUCCUGGCUGUGGCCUCACCUAGUCCUGGCUGUUGCAGGCAUUUGAGGAGUGAAUCAGAGGAUGUUAUUAAAAAAUAACAAUGACAUUUUCUGUUUCUGCUGUCUUUCCAUGGCCUUGGCACAUGAUGUAUUUUGGAAUUUUCCAAUUCCUGUGUGGCUGAAUUAAGACAACAUGUCCGCUGUAGUACAACAUAAGCUGGCUGUUCUUGAAGUUAAGAAAUACAUAUUGCUGCUGUGAUGCGUGUGACAAACUGUGGCAGGCACUCUUGUGUUUUCUGUGCUACAACAUCCUUUUUAAAAUGCUGAUCGCAAGCCACUAGAUGAACGUCAGGACUACUAACAGGUCCCAGACGAGAGCUGUGGGAGGGUGGGGUCCCGGUCCCCCUGUGUGUGCUUGUCAAGUCUUGGGCUGAGAGUUCUCUCGUCCCCGACACCCACCGUCCCCCUUCUCUGCCUUACUCUGGGCUCCCCUGCCCCCUGGCUCCCAGCCAGCAGUGCCCAGGGGAGCAGACCACAUCCGAGGGAGGAGAUCCCGGAUUCUGACCAGCUCUUGGUUUGGACAGCUCCCUGCCAUUUUCCUGACGGUGGCUGAUCCCCUUGAACCUGGCCUGUGCAGGCAUCGUCUCUCCUCCACUGAGCCUUUUGGAGGGUGCCAAUUGAUUUCUUUUGGAGCAACAGCCACACUGAAAUCAAGAAGACCCGCAGUGCCCAGGACAGCCACCUAGGUCCGCUCUGAUUCUUCCUCCAUUCCAGUACACAGGAUUCACAGGAGCUGAGGGCGCGUCGCUGACUCCAGCCUAAAUCUGUCCUGAUGCGCCGGUGCCCGUUCUGUGCUCUGAGCCAAGCACUCAUUUAAACAGGCCUGUCAGCAGUAAGGAGCUGCAGCCCCCAGACCCUUGCUCUUCACCUCCACCAUGGUGGGAAUCACGUCUUCCUGACCAUGAUGAAACGCCUCAGGCAACUUUCUCUACAGGGUUGCAUUGAUUUACUUAGAGGGAGGUUCAAGUCCAGGAUGGAGCGGCCAUGGCCACAUUGUGUUGGCCUCUGCUGAGAGUGGUCAUUGGUGGUGGCAGAGCCCCUACCGAGGAGGGGUCACGUGAGCCAGGAGAGGGAGAGAAGGAGAGACCAGCUCAGGCUUCUGUAACAAGACCCAGCAACCUAGGCAUCUCCUGCCACCGCACCCACAACGGUUCCAUCACCACCCUGUAGUGCCACUCUGGGGAUGAAGCUUUUAACACGUGGGCAUUGGGGGGCUGCCCAGACCAAUGUCCAAGCCAUAGCAGCACCCCAAGUCCUUGGGGAACCGGAGGAAGGGAGCUGCCAUCCCCGUGCUGUCUGCUCACUUCGGGAAAGGGGAAGAGGAGGCCAGUGCUGUGGUGCAGUGGAUUAAGUCUCCGCCUGCGACCCCAGCAUCCCAUACAGG
This is a messenger RNA of Oryctolagus cuniculus (rabbit), 4127 nucleotides long. Lineage: Eukaryota; Metazoa; Chordata; Mammalia; Lagomorpha; Leporidae. The record is from RefSeq and is a predicted model, not a curated record.